AUGGAGAGUGGAUUGAAGGGUGAGGUUGAGAUAUCACCAAAUUGUCCAAGGUGUGGUUCUUCCAACACCAAGUUCUGCUACUACAAUAACUACAGCUUAACUCAACCGAGGUACUUUUGCAAAGGUUGCAGAAGAUACUGGACCAAAGGAGGGUCUCUGCGAAAUGUUCCUGUUGGUGGUGGCUGUAGGAAGAACAUAAGAGGUAACAAGAAUUUGUUAAGACAAUCCAUUGAUGGUUUCACUUUCAAAACUUCAUCAUCACCUUCUGCCAAUGCCACAGAUCAUAAUAACAACAACCAUGUUGAGCAUUCUUAUGAUCCCAGAAUAAGAACUUCUGCAAUUUCUGGUUCCUUAGUGGUCAAUGAUGGUCCAAUUGAUCUUGCACUAGUUUAUGCAAAUUUCCUCAACCAAAAACCCAGUUCUGAAUCUAGGAUUGAGAGCAGUAACUUAGAUCAAAUUCCAACAGCUUUUAAUCCUUCUCUUGAGAAUAAUUCAAGGCUAUCAAACACAGAUGUUAUUGGGUAUUUUAAUCUUCCAGAACAAACAUCCACACCAGGACUUUACAUUGAAUUCAUUUACUGCCACUACUCUUUCUCUGAUCUAAACCAAUAG
This is a messenger RNA of Vigna unguiculata (cowpea), 612 nucleotides long. NCBI's taxonomy places the organism in Eukaryota, Viridiplantae, Streptophyta, Magnoliopsida, Fabales, Fabaceae. The record is from RefSeq and is a predicted model, not a curated record.